CCGAGGGUCGGAUUAAAGAUGGCGCCCUCUCAUGCGGUAAGAUGCUGUCAACGGGGUUUAUCCUGGAUACCUGUGAUUUUUAUCAACCUGGUCGUGUGCUGGUCCUACUACGCUUACGUGGUGGAGCUCUGUAUAUACACAAUCUCCAACACGGAGGAGCAAGUUAUUUAUCUGAUAGUGUUUCACGCCUUUUUCUUCAUGUUCAUAUGGUCCUACUGGAAGACCAUCAUUUCCAAGCCUGCCAGCCCCUCAAAAGAGUUCUGUCUCCCUAAAGUGGACAAAGAGCUGUAUGAGAAAGAGGAGAAUCCAGAGGCACAGCAGGAAAUCCUGAAGAGAGUGGCCAAAAAUUUACCCGUAUACACACGCACAGGCUCUGGUGCUAUCCGGUACUGUGACCGCUGUCAACUGAUCAAACCGGACAGAUGUCAUCACUGCUCCACCUGUGACAGAUGCGUGCUGAAAAUGGAUCACCACUGUCCAUGGGUUAAUAACUGUGUUGGAUUCUCCAACUAUAAGUUCUUUGUGCUGUUCCUGGCGUACUCUAUGCUGUACUGUGUCUACAUCGCUGCCACAGUUUUGCAGUACUUUAUCAAGUUCUGGACACUUUGCAGACGGAGGGCUAUAGAGCAUUGCCCAGAGAAUCACCUGCCAGACACUCAUGCAAAGUUCCAUGUGUUGUUCCUGUUCUUUGUGGCAGCCAUGUUUUUCAUCAGCAUCCUGUCACUCUUCAGCUACCACCUGUGGCUCCUGGGAAAAAACAGAACUACUAUAGAGGCGUUCAGAGCACCGGUGUUCAGAAGUGGCCCAGAUAAAAAUGGCUUCACUCUGGGCUUCCGCAAGAAUGUAACCCAGGUGUUCGGUGACCAGAAGAAGUGUUGGUGCUUGCCCCUUUACAGCAGUUUGGGCGACGGCUACACGUUCCCUACACGCCUAGUCAACGUUGACUCAGAGCAAGGCAAUGUUGAACACCAGACGAUUAAAUGCACUGUUGAUGGACAGACAAACCCCAGACCUCUGAGUGAGUCACAGAAUCAUCUCCUAGGCAACGAUAUGCACUCCGAGGAGCAGAAAGACGGCAGCCCGGCGAACAUCGAGGUAUGCCAGCCUGUUUCGAUUACCAUGGAGAAUGAGUCCUAAUCAGGACUUUGGAAAAGCACCAGGAUUUUUUUUUUUCUUUUUUAUGAGUACUGUUGUCAUGAGACCUCAUGUGAAAGACCACACAGCCCUCAGAUACCAUGCCUUAAGGUUAGCAGCAGCUUUCUCAUAUGAAAACGACCUGUGGUGGAUGCAUUUCCCUGCACUCGUAUCCAGACUCUCAAGCUCCUCACAGCAAACAUCAACUUAACGGCUCUUUCACUGGGUUUUAUGAUGUUGUGACUAACACACUUUCUUUUCUCCAAACAUGCACAUUUGUUUGACCAAAAUAUCCUGAAAUGACUUUCAGGUUGUUCUGUCCAAUGUAUUUAUCUCUGGGACUACUUCAUUUUUGUAGACCAAAAAAGUCAGGCAGGCGUUGCACUUUGUCACCAAGGAUUUGUGUGGAUGUUUGUGGAUCUGAAUGAACAUGAAGUGUAUUGCAGUAUUUGAUUAGAAUGUGUUCUUCAAUUGUUACAUUUCACUACACAGCAGCUUCAACCUCAGCCUAAUAGGAGUUUCUCAAGUAUGUUGUGAGAUGAUAAUUCAGAAGAAAGUGCAAUGAGGUAUUUAAUAUUUUCCUUCUAGGUCUUUACAUUAAUGUACUCUGUUUGUGAAAAAAAAAAAAACUCUUUUUCAGUGCUAUCUAGCAC
Messenger RNA from Labeo rohita (rohu), 1787 nucleotides. It is a transcript of the gene zdhhc20a, whose product is annotated as zinc finger DHHC-type palmitoyltransferase 20a. Gene Ontology annotation, molecular function: protein-cysteine S-palmitoyltransferase activity. Gene Ontology annotation, biological process: peptidyl-L-cysteine S-palmitoylation; protein targeting to membrane; synaptic vesicle maturation. The transcript is spliced from 14 exons. Gene Ontology annotation, cellular component: Golgi apparatus; endoplasmic reticulum. NCBI's taxonomy places the organism in Eukaryota, Metazoa, Chordata, Actinopteri, Cypriniformes, Cyprinidae. Bases 19 to 1137 code for a protein of 372 amino acids. The record is from RefSeq and is a predicted model, not a curated record.